Messenger RNA from Aspergillus affinis, 2118 nucleotides. RefSeq lists its product as uncharacterized. Gene Ontology annotation, molecular function: transketolase activity. Gene Ontology annotation, cellular component: cytosol. The record is from RefSeq and is a predicted model, not a curated record. Lineage: Eukaryota; Fungi; Ascomycota; Eurotiomycetes; Eurotiales; Aspergillaceae. Gene Ontology annotation, biological process: pentose-phosphate shunt. The transcript is spliced from 6 exons. The coding region runs from base 1 to 2118 and encodes 705 amino acids.
AUGGCGCCCAGUUUGGAUGAUAGCGAAAGAGAUUCGAAAUGUGAUAUGAAAAUGCCGACUCCAGUGCGGAAACCAGAAACAGAUGAUGACUAUGCCGUCCUCGCAAUUCGAAACCUCGUCUUUGAUAUGACAAUGCAACACGGCGGGGGACACGGCGGCUCUGCAUUGGGGAUGGCAGCCAUUGGUGUAGCGUUGUGGAAAUACACCAUGCGAUACAAUCCUAACGAUCCGAGCUGGUUCGAUCGUGAUCGGUUUGUCUUGUCUAACGGGCAUGCCAGCAUGUUCUUAUAUGCAAUGAACUACCUUGUGGGGUACGAUUCUUGGACAAUGGAAGAACUUAAGGGAUACGGAUCCGCCAAGUUGAACGGAUCCUCCACCUUGUGUCAUGCCCAUCCCGAGAUCGAAUGUCCCGCGGUAGAAGUGACCACGGGCCCAUUGGGACAAGGUAUCGCCACUGCCGUAGGGCUUGCCAUCGCUUCCAAGAACAUGGCCGCCAAUUUUAACAAGCCCGAUAUAGAUAUUAUCCAGUCACAGAUCUACUGUAUGACAGGAGAUGGAUGUCUUAUGGAAGGAGUUGCCCUAGAAGCAAUAUCACUGGCAGGAAAUCUACAACUUGAUAAUCUGGUUCUCCUUUACGAUAAUAACCAGGUGACGUGCGAUGGGCCCUUGGAUUGGAUCAACACGGAGGAUACCAAUGCGAAAAUGCGUGCCUCCGGUUGGGAGGUGAUCGAUGUUUACGACGGAACUUAUGAUGUCAAAGCCAUUGCCGCCGCCUUGCAUCUGGCACGUGUCUAUCGUGGCAAACCUGUGUUUAUCAACAUUCGCACUGUCAUUGGGACAGACACUGCAUUCGCGGGGACUGCCAAAGCUCAUCAUGGAUCCUUCGAUCGAGAGAGUAUCUUUAACUCCAAAGUUCUCGCAGGAAUUGAUCCCAAAUUCACGCAUGUCGUCCCUCCAGACACCUUGGCCUUUUUUCGGGAACGCAAAGUGUACGGGAGCCGGCAACAGCAGGAAUGGAACGAUCGCUUGAACAGAUACACAUCGAAAUAUCCCCAGAAUGCCGAGCGUUUGAUGGCUCGCAUUGAAGGGUCAUUUGGGGAAUGGACCACCACAUUGGAUACUCUGGACAGCUCCAAGUUUCAAGGUUUGGCAACUAGAGAGUCAAACGGAGACAUUCUUGAACUAUUGUGGAAGGUGAAUCCCGCUCUAUGCGGUGGUGGCGCAGAUUUGGUAAACUCAAACAAGUUCAAGUAUUCCGCAAAUGAUGUUUUCCACCCAGCAACAAGUUUUACUGGCAGAUAUAUUCGGCAUGGCAUUAGAGAACACGCGAUGGCCGCCAUUGCCAAUGGUCUAGCUGCAUUUCACGCCGGCACCUUUCUCCCUGUGACUUCGACGUUCUCUAUGUUCUACCUCUACGCUGCCCCCGCGGUGCGCAUGGGUGCACUCAGUAACCUGCAAGUGAUCCAUAUUGCAACACACGACUCUUUCCAGGAAGGCCAAAACGGGCCGACCCAUCAACCAGUGGAAAUAGAUUCUCUGUACCGAGCGAUGCCAAAUCUGACAUAUAUUCGACCCUGUGAUGCGGAAGAACUUAUCGGGGCUUACCAAUAUGCCCUUGGCAAAAGAGACUCGCCGUCGUUCAUUUCGAUUGCUCGCGAUCCUGUCGGCCAUGUGCCAUCGACCAGCCGCACAAAUGCAGCAAAAGGGGCUUACGUGAUCUUCGAACGACUUGGAGCUAAUGUGACCCUCGUCAGUUGCGGUUCCCAACUUCACUAUGUGGUCACCGCUGCCGAAAUUCUCAAACAACGAGGUAUUACCUCUCGGAUAGUCUCGGCCCCUUCUUUGGACAUAUUUGGUAAGCAAUCAAGGGAAUACCAAGAGUCGGUCUUUCCUACAAGCCGCUCGCCUAUCGUGAGUGCCGAGGAAUAUGUCCCUCUGGCUUGGUCCCGAUACACCACCGCCAGUAUUGGGAUGAAGAGCUUCGGCUACUCUGCGUCGAAAGAGAGCAACUAUGACCGGUUUGGCCUUGAUGCGAUAUCUAUUGCCGACAAGGUGGCGCUAUAUUUGAAAGAAUUGGACGGCGGAGAUGCAAGACAAAAGGCGUGGGCUCUGUUGUAG